CGAAAAGCGCAUAGAGGAUUCCAAUAUGUUCUGCAAUAAGAUUGCUGCUUGCACACGGCACACAUGCACUUGAACCCUGAUAGGUAUAGAGUUAUAGGUUAUUGUAGUUGAAGAAUAACGCAUCCAGGAGAUAUAUACAUAUACUCAUAUAUAAAGAAGCUGUAAAAUAAGCGGCGGUAGUUACUGCAAAGUUUCGAGAAAACGUUACACGUUUGUCCACAAAUACACACAGGCUUAGCUAAAUACAAAAUAGGCACACAUUUGCGCCUACCCGAAUACAUACAAAGUUGGCGAACGAUACGAGAAGAAUAUAUAUAUAUCAGCACACGCAAGACAGAACUGAAUAAGGGGCUCCCUGUAAACAUGCAGAAGUGCAUCGUUCUAGCAGCGAUUGCAAUUUGUGUCGCAAAUGGGGCGCAGAUUGAUGUGUCUGCAGGUUUAGAUACCCUAGAACAGGCCAUAUUAGGUGCAGCAGCGGGAGAUGUCCUCCAGUUACAAGUUGGUAGUUAUGGGUACUUGAAUGACCUUGUGAUAGAUAAACAGUUGACCAUCCUCGGUGCAUCCGAUGGGGAAACGUACAUCGAGGUGGACUCAACCUCCACACCUGUGGUAUUUAGGUCGACUAAUCUGGAUUUGUCCCUGAAGGAGUUGAACCUUAGAGAUGCUGCCACAGCUGGAGAUUGCAAACUGAUUCGUCCUAUUGCCAUGUACGCUGGAUUAGACUACACACUUACCGCACCCUCGCUGGAUGAUAGUCGAGUAAACAUCCAAGCAUCCCUUGGUGAAUGGUAUGAUGGGCGUCAUAUCGAGGAUUUCUCUUUCGCAAAUUGCUUACACAGUUCGGCCAAUGGAGAUGGGGCCAUGGACCGUAUCGAGAUAGGUUUAGACGCCACCAACUGUCACGGGCACUUGGCUUUUAGUGUUAUGUUUGAUCAAUUAAUUUCAUGCGGGGCUGAAAAGUCUCAGACCGAUGAGAGUGUACUUUACGAUGCACCUUUGAAGGUGACUGUGAGCGAGUAUGUGGAGUGGGAAACAUCGCAGAUUAUCCUACAGAAGCCAGACACUCGUGUUAUAGAUGCUGUCAGCUCUGUGCGCGUACAGCUGGGCCGUAAAUUCACCGCAAUUCAGGAAGGUACACUACUGUCGUCUAAUUACGAGAAGUUUGAUUUCGAGAUGGUGGUAAGUCAGCAGUCACUACCUUCAGUGGCGGAUGCUUUGGCGGGUGGCACCCAAUCCAAGGUGUCGACGAUUGAACUAACGCUUACGCUCCCCAGUCAGUAUACUAUCACCAAGAACUCCAUUGGAGACAUGCAGAUAAAUGCGAUGGCAAACACGGAUGUGGCGAACACGGCUUCAGCGUGGAAGCUGACUGCGCCAGAGUGUGACGAUCCCACUGCUCGAUACUGUCGACAAACUAUCGAGUUUCAAGUUUACGCCUGUGAAUUGUCUGGUACCUAUGAGCUUCUGGCUCUACCGUUCCAAUGCCAAGCCUCGGCGGAGAAUUGCUUGCCUCUGGAGGCGGAGGAGGCCACGACCGAUCUGGUGAUUACGCUUAGCAGCAAUGACUUCUGCACCGCUAACGAAGUCGAAUUGCAAGCUGAUUUCGCCGCGACAACGCAUCUUAUGUCCGACGGAUUGUUCACCACGGCCAAGGAUAUGUCUACCGGUAUUGUGCCGGAUGAAAUUCUGUUUGUGGCCAUCAAGCUGUUCACGGAGGGUUCUGGGUUGGUGAUUGAGAAUGGAGCUAUUGUGGCUAUGGAGCGAGGGUCUGACGAUGAAGACGCUACAUGCGAGGACCAUAUACUACCGUAUGCGGGGGAGAACAUCAACAAACUGGUACAGAACUUCAUUCCCCAGGUGGCCCAGGUAAGCAAGGAAGACAAGGGUCAGCCUCCGCAGAUUCACACGGAGUUCAUGAUGAACUCCAACCUGGCGUGUGUCGCGGAUGGAGUGGAUUAUGAGGCCCGAAACUUGGACAUGAAGUACAUCAUCUCUGUCACAUACACCGUGACGGGCGGCGCCACGAAUGGGUUCGUCGCUGACGACUUGGUGUACAAUGAACCAGGGAAUGUCACCGAGCCCGAGACCGAACCAAUUGAAGAAGCUGAAACCAUACCCGAGAAGAAGGAGGAGGCUGAGGAGCCAGUUCCUGAGGUAGAGGAUGAGUCAAAUGAGAUUGAUGUCACCAAGGAACCAGAGGCCGUACCUCUUCAUCUGCGCAGACGCCGGGCUAUCAAGCACCUGGUACGUGGCCGUAGACUGGCUGCUGACAAGGAGGUCGACCAGUCACUGCUGGUGAAGGGCAAGUUGGCUGAUGUCGAUGUGGCGGAGGUUCCUGACCCUACGCUCAACAUGAUGCUGUACGGUAUUGGUGGUGCGUUCAUCGCGCUUAUGCUGACGUGCUGUGUGGGUUCAGCGGUGUUGUAUGUCUGUUACAGACGCCAAACGCGAAAGAUCAACCAAAUAGGCUUGACCCGGCAACUCCGCGGCCAGAUGGGCAAGAACGGGGACAGUGCUACCAACGGCAUGAGCGGUCUGAGCGUGUUCUCGGACAACAACGGCAACAAUGUGAGUGGUUUAUGCGAUCACGGGGCGUCGGCAACCAGUGGUUUUGGAGCGUACAACUCGAGUAAUGAGGCCAGUCCGUACCCGCCGCAUGCCCAGGCGAAUAUGAGCAACAUGCACUCGAAUGUCAAUGAUAGCUACGAUCAUAUGCCUGCGUUGCCGUACGAUGACGAACCGAUGGGUGUGGAUGCGUACGACUCACGGCCGCCUACUGACGGACCUAAUAUGAAGGAUACGGGAUCGAGAUUCUGGUAGUCUAUGCGAUUGAUAGCAUAGGUGUGCGUUUGGGAUAGGCAAGCGUAUGUAGCUAUAUUCUAAGAUGAAUGUAGUUGUAUAGUUUGUGCAUGUUAGACAUGGAAAGUGUGCUAAUAUACGCGCCCGAGGGGUAGGGACUCGAGUAUGAUGGCUGAAUGGGGGCCAUGUUCAACCUUACACUCAGAACCGUUUUCAUAAGAUAUAGGCCGGUUGGACUUCGGUAAUAAAUUAAUCAAAAAAUAACAAA
Molecule: messenger RNA, 3067 nt
Organism: Sphaeroforma arctica JP610
Lineage: Eukaryota; Ichthyosporea; Ichthyophonida
Exons: 2
Coding region: 364-2820 (818 amino acids)
Source: RefSeq, a predicted model, not a curated record